GUCCAUCCCCCCACAAGCCUACUUGAACACCACUCACACACACACAGACCACAGACACAAAAAAGAUUUACCAUAUACAAAUUUUUUUACCAAUUUUUGUCCAACGUUAAAGACAGCCAAAAAGCUUUUUUUUUCUUUUGUUGGUAAAUUGUAUUUAAAGAUUCAAUUGUUGUUUCUUUUCAUAUCUAAGUUGUAAGAUAUUCCAAGAAAACACUAAUAGGAUUUCCUGUGUUUUCUCCUGUUGUAUCCCUUUUGUUUUAUUUUAUUUUUUGUUUUAUUGAUAUAUUGUUUUUCUGUGCGCGUCGUUCGCCCAAAAUGUGUUAAAUAUUGUAAUACGUGAAUGGUAUUGCUAACUAUCGUUGGUUUUUAUUGAUUAUUAUUUUUGUGUGUGUUAUGUUUUGUUAAAAAAUCGCCUUAUAGGUCCGUCGUCUUUUUUUGUUUAUAAAAAAGGAUUUUUCGUUGUUUAUCUUUCCAAUAUGUUUUCCUAAAAAAUUGUUUGAUUAAGGUUACUGUCCUUUCUCGAUUUGGUCCCUCCCUUUUUAUAGGUUUGUUUUUCUAGGAAUCGGCUUUUUAUCCCGUUUUCUUUUUUGUCCCCCAUCUUUUUUUUUUUUAAUUUCCCAGAUAUUUUGUGGUUUGAUUCCCAUUUUCCAAGAUGUCUCGGUGCUUUUUUACCUCUUUUGAUUAAAUCUGUGCUUUCUGUUUUUUUUUCUUACAUCCAAAACAAAAAGUAGUUUGUUGGUUUAUUUUCCAUCUGAUCUAUUACCCCUCGAAAAAUCGUUCUAUAUUCCCCCUUAUCAUCAUUUAAACACCCUUGUGUUUUAUUAUUUUCUGUCGAGUUUUUGUUCUUUUUUAAUUUUGAAUUAAUUAUGAAUUAUCGUUCUCAACAAUCUCAGUUUCCCUUUGGUCAAUCGCUUCCUACCUCGUUGGCUGAAGGGGUCCCCGAGGGCUCCAUGCCCCCCGUCGAUUAUCCUUCAUUAUUUCCCUCUUCGCAUCUUUCUGAUGAAGCGCUUUUUCCCUUUGCUUCUCAGAAAAAAUCUCAUCAUUCCGAACAUGAAAACAGUGACUUUCAUUUUGAUCCCGAAUUAAUGUUUAAUCUUCUAUCGGACCCUUCGUCCUCUCUCGCUUCUGUAAAAAGCAAUAUUCCCCCCAAAUCUGCUUCGACUGCGAUUCCCUCAACCAAACCUGCUUCGCUUCCGGUUUGGGCUUCAUAUCCCAGUCUUUCAAGCGCUCCUAUGCAACCACCUGCUCCUGGAAAGCCCCGUAAAAGUGCUUCCUUCUAUGAUUCUCCAUCUUGGAGCGGAAAUCUUGGUAUAGGUUCUCACAUUGACAAUGAGACUUUCUCUGUCCAAAACAGUAUACUGUCGGAGCCUACACCUCCGUUCACGUUUGCUCCUACACCGAGCUCAGCUUUCUUAGAAACACCAUUGCAUGGAUCUUCGGAUCUCGAUUUUAGUUUGGGUGAUAAUCAAACGCCUCUAUUUCCCGCCGCUGAUGGUGAUUGUCAAAGAGCUUUCAGUUCCAUUUCUUAUCUGAAUGGCAACGAUUGCAAAAUGACAAAUGCAGGCUUCCGACCUCCCCAGAACAAAAGACCUGCAUACGAUUCUCCUCAUGAUGUAUCUGACUAUUAUACACGCCGCAAUGAAUGCAAUGCUGGUCCUGAAUACUCUACGUCAGUGUCUUCUAUGGAACCAUACUUUUCCUACGAGGCUUUUGGUAGUGAGGUUUCGCAAAACGGUGCCCCUAAUACACCGAACUCUUUUUCUCAUGACGGCUUUGGUGGAAGUCCUUCCUUAUGUUCACCAAGAAAGUCUGCUUUGACAGCCGGACUUGCCUCUUCAGCUCCGACUAGAGCUCAUAUACCUACUGCCAAACUAGCUCGUGUCGUCAAACCAAAAAGAGUUCGUGAGCAUGUGUGUUUUAACUGUGGAGCUACCCAAACACCCUUAUGGCGUAGAACCGCUGAUAAACAUCAUUAUCUGUGUAAUGCAUGUGGUUUGUACACGAAGCAGUAUGGAGUGAUGAGACCCCUGACUCCCAAAAAUAAAAGCAGUCAGAAAGGUCCUGAAAACCUAAUUUGUGCGAAUUGCAAUGCUACAAAGACAUCCUUGUGGCGUAAGAACCGCGUAGGACAAACUGUCUGUAAUGCUUGUGGUUUGUAUGCUCGUCUCCAUGGCCAUGACCGACCUUUAGGCCUGAAGAAAAAUAAGUUAAUCCGUCGUCGUCGUGGAAGGUUGUGUGAUGAAAGUCCCACUUCAGACUCUGUAAAGUCGGAUGAUUCUCCUGAGCUUUCUCAGUCAAUAUCGUCUUCCGAGUUGCAUGAGUCAAAAUUUUUGAACGAACCGAUGUCGUUGUUCUCUGAAAAUAUGAUGGAAAGUAUGCUAUUGCCUGUGAAGGCGGAGCCAGAUACACCAUUUUCCGCUUCCUUGUAAUGACCUUUGUUCUUUCCUUUCUAAAGAUGUGGUGCCUGGAAUUUUUGGUGUUUAUUGCGUUUUAUGGGAUAUCCUCUACUAGAAUUCGGAAAACUUUUUGUAUGCAUAAGAGGAUUAGCUGUUUUUAAGGCAGCUGUGAGUUUGCAGAAUCCUCUACUGAAUCGCUCUUAUUCAACCUAAGGGCUUUGGUUAUAUAUAUUUAUAUUGUGAUUUAUUUAAUUAGUAGUACAUCUAAUUUGCUUUUAAGAUACUGCAUACAAGACAAAAGAGUAUCCUAUAUAUUCUUGUAGUAUGCACCUGAAAGCUCAAAAAAAAUGUUUAGGUUGCUAUUGGUUGGUUUAUUUUUUUGUCAUCUAAAAGUUCCUUUAUUCUUUGUUUUUUUUUAGUUAAUUAAUGUUUUCCGAAUGUUCAAAUUCGAAGCAUCUCUAAACGUAGGAAAGGUAGUGUGAAUGUAAGGCAUACGAGUAUGUUAAACAAGUGGAUGAAAGAACACUCAACUGUUUAGCAGAGUUUUAUAGCAAUGGA
Schizosaccharomyces octosporus yFS286 is the source of this 2954-nucleotide messenger RNA. RefSeq names its product transcription factor. The transcript has a single exon. Bases 867 to 2429 code for a protein of 520 amino acids. Gene Ontology annotation, molecular function: RNA polymerase II cis-regulatory region sequence-specific DNA binding; DNA-binding transcription factor activity, RNA polymerase II-specific; zinc ion binding. The record is from RefSeq and is a predicted model, not a curated record. NCBI's taxonomy places the organism in Eukaryota, Fungi, Ascomycota, Schizosaccharomycetes, Schizosaccharomycetales, Schizosaccharomycetaceae. Gene Ontology annotation, biological process: negative regulation of transcription by RNA polymerase II; positive regulation of transcription by RNA polymerase II.